This is a messenger RNA of Rhododendron vialii, 1510 nucleotides long. RefSeq names its product GDSL esterase/lipase 2-like. Gene Ontology annotation, biological process: lipid metabolic process. Gene Ontology annotation, molecular function: lipase activity. The record is from RefSeq and is a predicted model, not a curated record. Lineage: Eukaryota; Viridiplantae; Streptophyta; Magnoliopsida; Ericales; Ericaceae. The transcript is spliced from 5 exons. The coding region runs from base 137 to 1276 and encodes 379 amino acids.
GUGACCCUAAAAAUCAAAUUCUGAUCAAUUGUUUGGGGGCCAAACUCAUCGACAAACAAGAACUUCAUACUAGUAUAUACAUCCACUGGAACUUCUUUAUUUUUUGAGCGGAAAAGUCUCAAACAAGCUUCAAUUAAUGGGAAGUAGUUCUCGCUUUCACUUGUACGCAGUCAUAAUUUUCCUUGCCUGCCUUGAUCUCCGAGGCGGGUGUUGCGGCCGUAUCCUGCGCGCUGACAAAUUACGCAAAGCAGCGCUCUUCGUUUUCGGUGAUUCUCUUUAUGACGCUGGCAACAACAAUUACAUCAACACCACCACUGAUUUCCAGGCGAACUUCUGGCCAUAUGGGGAAUCCUUUUUCAAGCACCCCACCGGGAGGUUUUCCAACGGCCGUCUUAUCCCGGACUUCAUUGCUGAGUAUGCAAAGCUGCCGCUCAUUCCAGCAUACCUCAAGCCAGGAGAACAUCAGUUUGAAUAUGGAGCAAACUUUGCAUCCGGUGGAGCUGGUGCUUUAGACGAAACACAUCCAGGACUGGUGAUUAACCUCAAAACACAGUUGAGCUAUUUCAAGAAUGUGGAGAAGAUGUUGAGGCAAAAGCUAGGUACGAAAGAUACAAAGCAACUGCUACACAAUGCUGUUUACCUGUUCAGCAUUGGCGGCAAUGAUUACUUGAGCCCCAUUGGAUCAAACUCCAGUAUCUAUUACUCGUUUUCUCAAGCGGAGUACGUGGAGAUGGUGAUUGGCAACUUGACUACUGUGAUCAAGGAGAUUUAUAAAGACGGUGGGAGGAAAUUUGGGUUCGUGGGCUCGAUUCCUUACGGGUAUUUACCAGCUAUUAGACUUCUCAUUCCAAGAAAUACUAGUGGUGAGUCCAUUGAAGAAGUGACAAACUUGGCUAAACUACACAGUAAGGCACUUGCCAAAACCCUCCAAAAGCUGCAGGCUCAGUUAAAAGGAUUUAAGUACUCAAACUUCCACUUCUACUCUUCUUUUAUGGAACGUAUAGACAACCCAUCGAACUACGGUUUCAAGGAAGGGAAGGUGGCAUGCUGCGGCAGCGGACGAUUAAGGGGAGUUUAUAGCUGUGGAGGGAAGAGAGGAGUAAAGAAUUACCAGUUAUGCAACAAUGCUAGUGAAUAUUUUUUCUUUGACUCUUACCAUGCCACUGAAAUGGCCUACCAGCAGUUCGCAGAGCUUAUGUGGAGCGGAACUCCAAAUAUCACAGGGCCUCACAACUUGAAGUCACUUUUUGAAUCAUCUGGAUUUUGUCUCGGAUAAAUCUGAGAAAUAAAAGUGUAUGGUUCAACAGGUGUUUUGAUUCCCAUCCCAAAUGAUGGUCUACGAAUCUAUUCGGUUGUAAUGUUGUAUUAAGUCUGCGCAGUUAAUGAAUUAUUUGAGCUUGCUUGAAAAAUUGUCAAGUUCUAGAUCACAUUCAUAUUUGGCUUUCUUAUCUUUCUUUGUAAUCGUAAAAGAGUUUCAAUGAAUCCAUCUCGAUAACUUGUUUUUGUAAAA